UGGAUCUUCCGGGCUCAGUUGAGAAAUACUGCAGUGAAGGAGAGCAGCGUUACAUCUGUGUCUGAUCCUUCGUUGUUUUGUCCUGGCACUCGACCAUCAUGUCUUACGCCGGGUCUUACGUGGCCAAAUCCUACGCGGACAAAACCUACGGGGACACUGUGUACACGGGAUAUCCGGAUGAGAAGUCGGAGAAAGAGGUGUAUGAUGAGCAGGUGAAGCGUGAGAAGAGAAAGAGACAGGAAUCUAUGUGCUGCGAGGUGGUUGCGCUGAUCAUCGGCUUCAUCGGCCUGAUCGGCGUCGCCUCCGUCACAGGACUCCCGAUGUGGAAGGUCACGGCGUUCAUCCAGGAGAACAUCAUCGUGAUGGAGACGCGUUGGGAGGGAUUGUGGAUGAACUGCUACCGGCAAGCCAACAUCCGAAUGCAAUGCAAAGUCUACGAUUCUCUGCUGUUCCUCCCGGCCGACCUCCAGGCUGCCAGGGGUCUCAUGUGCUCCUCCGUGGCUUUGACUGCCUUCGCUUGCAUCGUGUCGUCCGUAGGCAUGCGCUGCACCCGUCUGGUAGACUCCCGUCCCAAAACCAAGCACAUUGUUUUGGUGAGCGGAGGGUGUUUGUUUUUGGCUGGCUGCUUGACCACCAUCAUUCCCGUGUCGUGGACAGCUCAUGUGAUAAUACAGGACUUCUACAACCCGUUGUUAAUCGACGCCCAACGUAGAGAGCUUGGAGAGGCUUUGUACAUCGGAUGGGUCACUUCGGCUUUGCUUUUCAGUGCCGGGGUGAUUCUGCUCUGUCGACAUGCACCACGGACCCAGGAUAAAGAGAACAUGGCAUCUGUUCUUUAUCGGGCCGGAUCGGCUCCAUAUAACUACUCCUACAGGCCCGGAUAUGGAUACCAGCCUGCAUACGGAUACCAGCCCGGGUAUAACUAUCAACCAGCCUAUUCUCCUGUCCCCACAGUUUAUAACCCUAGGUACUGAGACACACAGUGAGUGCUGUGCUUUACCAGUAAAAUCUUCUAUAGAGACUCCAAAAAGGAAGUUGAGUUGGGAACAAUCUGCAUUAGGAUUCAGAAGAAAGCAGGACUGAUGGAGCCUCAUUUGAUUAAAUGUGACUGUUUAUGUGAAUAUUAGUUUUUACAUACUUGAUUUGAACGCAUUUCCUUCUUGUCUAAAAGACUGUAAUUUGCACAGAAAUAAUAUGCAAUAUGUGCUAAAAUUAAGAACACCAACAUGUGGGAUAUUUUCACACAGCAUUUAACUGUGUAUCCGUGACUUAAUGUUGACUCUGUCAUAUGAUUGUGUUUGUUUUCCACUUUGUUUUUCCAUUUUCAAAGCACUAGUUUGAUUUUAAUUGUACUAAAUAAAUGUGUGAAAAGAAAUGUGGAUGUACUAGUUCCUGGUCUGGACACUUGAUGACAUCAUUUUGUUGUUUUUUCUUAGCCCAGUGUUGGCGGAACUGGUCGAACCAGUCGAGGUGGUUUUCCAGUGUAUGUUUGUCUUCUGUUGCUUCAUAAGCUCAAAGCAUCACGCCCCUAAUGCAAAUUCACCAGCACUGACUGUGUGUUUGUGAGACCAAAAGACAUGUGUAUGUGAUCUAAGAUGUAACUGGAAAAAGUCAACGCAGCAAAACAGUGUUAUGAUCCAAAUUCUUAUCUGCACUUGCUGAUGAAAUUGAAUAAAGUAUCAGUUACUGUCAGUCA
Molecule: messenger RNA, 1696 nt
Organism: Cyprinus carpio (common carp)
Lineage: Eukaryota; Metazoa; Chordata; Actinopteri; Cypriniformes; Cyprinidae
Product: claudin-4-like
Biological process (GO): bicellular tight junction assembly; cell adhesion
Cellular component (GO): plasma membrane; bicellular tight junction
Molecular function (GO): structural molecule activity
Source: RefSeq, a predicted model, not a curated record